CCCCGGUCGCAAUUUGGCUUACCUCAGUAGAGCUCCCCUUUCCACACCCGAAGACGCCGACGCCUGACCGUAGCGAACGAACAACGACCCCGACGACGUCGUCUAUGUGUCCGCAGCGAGAACCCAAGCGAACGGUCGAUAGCGAAACCCCAAACUCGAACGCGAACGCCAACGCCCGACGAUAAGACAUCCCGCGUCCCCUCUUCAAGUGGCUUGGAUCGCGGGCACCUCGAGACGCACAUGUGACGCCCCCCUCCUUCCACCCUCCACGGAAACCUGGUGCUGGAGACGCAUCUCGUCCAAUUGGGUGGGCGAUCGCGAAGGCCAACGUGACGCUCCGAGUCUAGGCGUGAGGGGUUUGCUCGUCCAAGGUGCCUAUUUCCGCGCCCGUCGUCUGUCACUUCUGUGAGGAGAUUCCAGUCUCGAGGACGGUCCGCAGGGGUACAAGUACGACACCAUGUCGAGUUCCGCCGGUGGAGGAGACUCCAAGCUGUUUGCUCGGGGCAAGGUAGCUGAGCUACGCCUCGAGCUAAACAGCGGAGGAAAGAAGGAUAAGAAUUAUUCAUCGAAGAAGAUUGCGUUGAAGAAGAUUGUUGCCAACAUGACAAUGAGCAACAAUGACAUGGUUGCUCUCUUUCCCGAUAUUAUUGGAUGCAUGCACAUCCAGAGCUUGGAAAUCAAAAAGAUGUGCUUCCUUUUUCUGGUCAACUACGCGAGGAUGAGGCCCGAGAUUGCAGUCAAGGCUAUCCCGGUACUAGAGCAUGAUAUGGAGGACCACAACCCACUUGUACGAGCGCUUGCUCUCCGAACAAUGUCGUACAUUCAUGUUCGAGAGUUUGUCGAAGCCACAGUCCCGCUCGUAAAGCACAUGUUGAAGGAUGGUGACCCUUACGUCCGCAAGACGGCAGCGUUCUGCGUCGCCAAGCUUUAUGAUCAUGACCGACAUAUGGUGGAAGCCUCAGACCUGAUCGACCGACUAAACUCGUUGCUCAGGGAUGACAACCCUACUGUGGUUGCUAGCGCCCUGGCCGGCUUGAUGGAUAUAUGGGAACGGAGUGAUGCUAUCAAGCUCACCAUCGACUACAGCAAUGCUUCCAAAAUGGUGGCAAUUCUCCCCGAUUGUUCCGAGUGGGGUCAGACAUACAUCUUGGAGGCUCUGAUGUCCUACGUUCCACAGGAAUCGGGAGAGGCAAUUCUCCUGGCUGAACGCAUAUCGCCGCGACUCUCACACUCCAACUCAUCAGUCGUGUUGACCUGUAUUCGAGUCAUCCUCUACCUCAUGAACUACAUUGCCGAUCAAAAGCAGAUCGCGGCACUUUGCAAGAAGCUGUCGCCGCCACUUGUCACCCUUCUUGCCAAGGGACCUGAGGUACAAUAUCUGGCCCUCCGCAAUGCCCUCUUGAUUCUCCAACGGCGACCAGAUGUCUUGAGGAACGAUAUCCGAGUCUUUUUUUGCAAAUACAACGACCCUAUCUACGUGAAGGUCACGAAGCUGGAACUCAUCUUUAUGCUCGCAAAUGAGGACAACAUCGACGAGGUCUUGACUGAGCUGCGGGAGUACGCCACAGAAAUCGAUGUUCACUUCGUGCGGAAGGCGGUGCGCGCCAUCGGCAAGCUGGCUAUUAAGAUUGAGCCUGCGGCGCGGCGAUGCAUAAACCUGCUCUUGGAGCUUGUUGCGACCAAGGUCACGUACAUUGUGCAGGAAGCUACCGUUGUUAUUCGAAACAUCUUCCGAAAGUACCCCAACCAGUACGAGUCCAUCAUCAGCACGCUCUGCGAGCAUCUUGACUCCCUGGAUGAGCCAGAAGCCAAGGCUGCCAUGAUCUGGGUAAUUGGACAAUACGCGGAUCGCAUCGAGAAUAGUGAUGCGCUUUUGGAGGAUUUCUUGUACUCAUUUGCUGAGGAGCCGGUUGAAGUACAGCUCGCAUUGCUGACGGCCACUGUCAAGCUGUUUAUUCAGCGACCAACCAAGGGACAGGAGCUGGUACCGCGAGUGCUGAAAUGGGCUACAGAAGAGACAGACAACCCUGACCUUCGAGAUCGGGCGUACAUGUACUGGAGGCUAUUGUCUACGGAUAUGAAUGCGGCUAAGCAGAUUGUCAUGGGCGAGAAACCGGCCAUCACUGCUGAGUCAGAGCGACUGGACACUUCGACACUGGAGGAGAUGUGCCUCAACGUUGGCACGUUGGCAACUGUCUACCUGAAGCCGGUGCAGACCGUCUUUAGAUCGGCGCGGCCGCGAAAGCUCCAGGAUUCACCGGCUCUCCAGAGACGGAACCUUGCGGCGGCUGGAGACAGCCAAAAGAGCAUCAGUAUGUUUGGUAACGCUUCGCAGCCGACGGACAUCGACCCUCGAAACAGGCAGCAAGCAGGCAAUGGGGAAGCCAACCUCGCACAGGCAGUCAACGAUGCAGACGAGUACUUCUCGAGUCUCGGCACGCAACAGAUGGCGUCGAUGCACAUUGAUCAGGGGGAUGACGUAUUUGGGGGAGGUAGUGGUGAUGGAACUGGAUAUGUCGUGAGCGCUCACGCACCCCAGGCAGUGCUCCAGCCUGCCCAGGGCCAGGGAAGCAACGGCGAUUUACUGGUGCUGUAGUUAAUGAUGAGGGGAGCGACGAAGCAUUGCAGAAUAUGAAUCAGAUCCGAUGUAGUUGAAGAGUGAUUAUUGGCUGUCU
Molecule: messenger RNA, 2675 nt
Organism: Ilyonectria robusta
Lineage: Eukaryota; Fungi; Ascomycota; Sordariomycetes; Hypocreales; Nectriaceae
Product: adaptin N terminal region-domain-containing protein
Exons: 5
Coding region: 458-2596 (712 amino acids)
Biological process (GO): intracellular protein transport; vesicle-mediated transport
Cellular component (GO): membrane coat
Molecular function (GO): clathrin binding
Source: RefSeq, a predicted model, not a curated record